AUGGCCAAAAUUUACAAUACCCCUCAAAAUGGAUUAUCGCCAUUUCACACCAUCUUAAUUUUUACCAUUAUUGGUACAGAAUGCAUCAUUGGCAUCAUUGCAAAUGGAUUUAUUGUGGCUAUACAUGUAGUUGAGAGGAUUCAAAAUAAAGCAUUUUCCACCAGAGGCCGGAUCUUAUUUUUCUUGAGUGCAUCGAGAAUAGCACUUCAAAGUUUCAUGAUGCUAGAAAUUACCUUCAGUUCAACAACCCCACAAUUUUACAAUAAAGAAAUCGUAUAUAAUGCAUUCAAAGUAAGUUUCAUGUUCUUAAAUUAUUGCAGCCUAUGGUUUGCUGUCUGGCUUAGUUUCUUCUACUUUGUGAAGAUUGCUGAUUUCACCCACCCUCUUUUCCUCAAGUUAAAGUGGAAGAUUUCUCUGUUGAUGCCUUGGCUUCUAUGGCUAUCAAUGGUUAUUUCCUUGGGAUUCAGUGCACUCUUCUUCAAUGAUGUCUACAAUGUAUAUUGCAACGAUUGCUUUUCAACCCACUGGUUUAACUCCACUAAGAAAAGUUACCUCACUGAGACCAAUGUGGACAUCUUGGUUCUUCUCUAUAGCUUGGGGAUUUUUAUUCCUCUAACCAUGUUCAUCCUUGCAGCCAUCCUGAUGAUCAUCUCUCUCAAAAGGCACACCCUACACAUGGAAAGCAAAGCCACUGGCUCUAGGGAUCCCAGCAUGGAGGCUCACAUGGGGGCCAUCAAAGCUACCAGCUACUUUCUCAUUCUCUACAUUUUCAAUACCUUUGCUCUAUUUCUCCAUUUGUCCAACACCUUUGAAAGCAACAGCUCCUGGAAUAUUUUGUGCAAAAUCAUCAUGGCAGCCUACCCUGCUGGUCACUCAGUGCUACUGAUUGUGAGUAACCCUGGACUGAGAAGAGCCUGGAAGAAGUUUCAGCACCAAGUUCAUAUGUUCCUGAAAAAAUAG
Suncus etruscus (white-toothed pygmy shrew) is the source of this 960-nucleotide messenger RNA. Its product is annotated as taste receptor type 2 member 39-like. Gene Ontology annotation, cellular component: membrane. Bases 1 to 960 code for a protein of 319 amino acids. Lineage: Eukaryota; Metazoa; Chordata; Mammalia; Eulipotyphla; Soricidae. Gene Ontology annotation, biological process: sensory perception of taste; G protein-coupled receptor signaling pathway; detection of chemical stimulus involved in sensory perception of bitter taste. The transcript has a single exon. The record is from RefSeq and is a predicted model, not a curated record. Gene Ontology annotation, molecular function: G protein-coupled receptor activity; bitter taste receptor activity.